AGAAAGAAGCCAACUAGCUACAGCCUUCAAGAACCUUCUUCUGUAGACUGUAUCAUCCACAGUAAAGGAUCAAUGCCCAAGUAUUUAUAGAUAAGCCGGAUUAACUCAAAGAAAGAAAGGUUAAUUAGAGGAGAGAGAGAGAUCUAGAGAGAGAAAGGAAGUUGAGAUCGAUGGGGAAGGCUCGCAGUGUAGGAGUUGGAAUGGAUUAUUCAGCAACAAGCAAAUUAGCCCUAAGAUGGGCAGUCGAUAAUCUCAUCGAACAAGGAGAUCGCAUCGUAUUAAUCCACGUUGAGCCAACCAAAGCAGCUACUACAAGCAGGAAACAGCUGUUUGAGAACACUGGAUCACCUUUGAUUCCUCUAGAAGAACUUGUGGAGACUAAUGUCUCAAAGCACUAUGGACUUACUAAUGAUCCAGAGGUGCUUGAUAUUCUUGACAAAGUGUCAAAAACUAAAGGGGCUGAGGCUGUGGCAAAGGUGUACUGGGGGGAUCCAAGAGAGAAGUUGUGUGAUGCAGUGCAAGAUCUUAAGCUUGAUUCGCUUGUCGUCGGAAGCAGGGGCUUAGGCCCUAUCAAAAGGGUGUUGCUGGGCAGUGUAAGCAUCUAUGUGGUGACAAAUGCUUCAUGUCCGGUUACUGUUGUCAAGGGCGCACACAAUCAUCCAAACCAUAAAAUCUCAAAGAAACUAUCUUUCAAAUGAUAAUUAGUACUUUGAAUUAUAAUGUGUUGAAAUUAAAGGAAUCAGGCCUUGGGGAUAUUGUGGUUUUUCCUUUUUUUUUUCUUUUUCUAAUUAGGAUGGUAUUAUCCAGACGAUUUUUGUCUCUUACACACCUCUUGUUAAUUUAUAUCCUUUGAACUUAUUCAAUUCAUUAGAUCUAAUAGUCGGAUAUUGACAGGCGGUGUGUAAGAAGUAAAAAAUGGUGUGUAGAUAUCACUACCCUUCUAAUUAUUAUUAUUAUUUUUAUUACCAUAUGGAAUCUUAUUCUGCAGGCUUUGGUUUGAUGGGUACUUGUACGGUUGUUGAAACUUAUUAUCAUUAAUAUAAUAUGUGCUGUUUGGCAAA
This is a messenger RNA of Malus domestica (apple), 1061 nucleotides long. Its product is annotated as universal stress protein PHOS32-like. The record is from RefSeq and is a predicted model, not a curated record. Lineage: Eukaryota; Viridiplantae; Streptophyta; Magnoliopsida; Rosales; Rosaceae.